Molecule: messenger RNA, 4886 nt
Organism: Spinacia oleracea (spinach)
Lineage: Eukaryota; Viridiplantae; Streptophyta; Magnoliopsida; Caryophyllales; Amaranthaceae
Product: ABC transporter G family member 35
Exons: 21
Coding region: 206-4639 (1477 amino acids)
Cellular component (GO): membrane
Molecular function (GO): ATP hydrolysis activity; ATP binding; ABC-type transporter activity
Source: RefSeq, a predicted model, not a curated record
AAGCAUAUCUUUCAAGUUGAAACAAGUCCCCUCAUUUUCUCUCUCCCUCUCUCCAAGUUCGGGCCGGGCCGGGCCGGGCUUUUCAACAUUUUUUUAUCAUAGUACUAAAUGAAGUAAAAAACUCCCCUGUUUUUUUUUUUUUCCUUUUCCUCCCCUGUUUGUAUCAAAUCAAAACAAAGCAUUUAACCUUUUAUUUUCAUUAAAAAUGGAGGAACGCAAUAAUAGUAGAGGUUGGGGAAGAAACAUGAGUAGAAAUUUAAGCAGAAAUAUGAGCUCAACUUGGGGAGUUGAAGAUGUAUUCAGCAGUCAAUCAAGGAGAAGUGUAAGAGCUCAUGAAGAAGAUGAAGAAGCAUUAAGAUGGGCUGCUUUGGAAAAACUUCCAACAUAUAAUAGAUUAAGAACAAGUGUUCUUCAAUCUUAUGGUCAGAGUCAAAAUCAGAGUAAGAUUUUUCAUAAGGAAGUUGAUGUUAGGAAGCUUGAUGUCAAUGAUAGAAUUGAAUUCAUUGAUAGAUUGUUUAAAGUUGCUGAGGAAGAUAAUGAAAAGUUUUUAAGGAAACUUCGAGACAGAAUUGAUAAGGUAGGAAUUCAACUUCCAACAGUUGAAGUAAGAUUUGAACACUUAACAGUUGAAGCAGAUUGUUAUGUGGGAACAAGAGCUCUUCCAACACUACCAAAUGCAGCUCGUAAUUUUGCUGAAGGAAUUCUUGGUAUGAUUGGUAUUACACUUGCGGAGAGGAAAAAGUUGACAAUCCUCAAAGAUAUUUCCGGCGUUGUCAAACCAUCAAGGAUGUGCUUAUUAUUAGGUCCACCUUCUUCAGGAAAGACAUCUCUCUUGUUAGCCUUUGCUGGAAAGCUGGACCCUUCACUGAAGGUAAGAGGUGAAGUGAGCUACAAUGGACAUAGGUUAGAUGAAUUUGUACCACAAAAGACAUCUGCAUACAUUAGUCAAAAUGAUGUUCACAUUGGAUCCAUGACUGUCAAAGAAACCUUGGAUUUCUCUGCUCGUUGCCAAGGAGUUGGUUCUCGCUAUGAGCUCCUAGCUGAACUUGCAAGGAGAGAAAAAGAGCACGGUGUCAAACCUGACCCAGAAGUCGACCUUUUCAUGAAGGCAACUGCAAUGGAAGGAGUUGAAAGUAAUCUUAUCGUGGAUUACACCCUUAGGAUUUUGGGACUAGAUAUAUGUCGAGACACUCUUGUUGGUGAUGAAAUGCAACGUGGUAUCUCUGGUGGACAGAAGAAGCGUGUCACCACAGGUGAAAUGAUAGUGGGCCCAACAAAGACACUAUUCAUGGACGAAAUAUCAACUGGGCUGGAUAGUUCAACUACUUUCCAGAUAGUGAAGUGUUUGCAACAAAUAGCCCAUUUAAAUGAUUCAACCAUCUUAAUGUCUCUGCUUCAACCUGCUCCUGAGACCUUUGAACUCUUUGAUGAUAUCAUCUUAUUAUCUGAGGGCCAGAUUGUAUACCAAGGCCCAAGAGAACAUGUUGUUGAGUUCUUUGAAAGUUGCGGGUUUCGCUGCCCCGAACGUAAGGGUACUGCUGAUUUCCUACAAGAGGUUACUUCAAAAAAGGACCAGGAACAAUAUUGGGGUGAAACGAGCAAACCAUAUAGGUAUAUACCAGUAUCCGAGUUUGUGACCCGAUUCAAACGGUUCCACGUUGGGCUAAGGCAAGAUAACGAGCUUUCGGUCCCAUAUGAUAAGGCCCAAUCCCACAAGGCAGCUUUAAUACACAGCAGAUACUCAGUCCCAUACAAGGAACUUGUUAAGGCAUCCUUUGACAAGGAAUGGAUGCUUAUCAAAAGGAACCCUUUCGUGUACAUUUUCAAGGCUGUACAAAUCAUGAUUAUCGCGGCCAUAACCUCAACUGUGUUCAUAAGAACAAGGAUGCAUACUAGGAAUGAGGGUGAUGGUGCUCUUUACAUGGGAGCAUUGAUUUUCACUCUUAUUAUUAACAUGUUUAAUGGUUUUGCUGAAAUGGCUAUGAUCAUGCAAAGACUUCCUGUGUUUUAUAAACAUAGGGAUCUUCUUCUCCAUCCUGCUUGGACUUUCACCUUACCAACUUUCUUUCUCGGGAUCCCAAUAUCGAUUUUUGAAUCAAUUGUUUGGACUUCUAUGACGUACUACACCAUUGGAUUCGCUCCUGAAGCUAGCAGGUACUUCAAACAACUUCUGUUGGUAUUCCUUAUCCAACAAAUGGCUGCUGGAAUGUUCCGUGUUACAGCCGGAUUGUGUAGGACUAUGAUCAUUGCGAAUACCGGGGGAGCACUAAGUGUCCUUCUUAUGUUCAUGCUUGGAGGUUUCAUCCUUCCUAAAGGUCUUAUACCUAAUUGGCUUCAAUGGGGAUAUUGGGUGUCACCUUUAUCAUAUGCAUUCAACGCUCUUGCUGUGAAUGAGAUGUUUGCCCCGCGUUGGAUGAACAAACCGGCAUCAGAUGGCAUAACUCCAUUAGGUGUACAAGUGUUGAGGAACUUCAAUGUAUUCGCACAACGAAGCUGGUAUUGGAUAGGAGCAGCUAGUCUUGUUGGCUUCAUUGUUCUUUUCAAUCUCAUCUAUACUCUUGCACUUACCUACUUAAACCCCAUUGGAAAGCCACAAGCAACAAUCUCCAAAGAGGAUGAAAGUGAAAUGGAAGACGGGUAUGGAAACAAUAAGUCUAAGAGAAAGUUAACCUCCGCAGAUGGAAACAAUACAAAGGAGUUGGCACUUCAAAGAAUUAUGAGUCGGUCCAAUCCUAAUGGAUUAAGCAGAAACGACGAUGCUUCUCUCGAGGCAACAAAUGGUGUUUCCCCUAAGAGAGGCAUGGUCCUCCCUUUUACUCCACUAGCUAUGUCCUUUGAUGAUGUGAGCUACUUUGUUGAUAUGCCUCCGGAAAUGAAGGAACAAGGUGUAGCAGAAGAUAGGCUUCAACUCCUUCGAGAAGUGACCGGUGCAUUUAGACCAGGAGUUCUUACUGCUCUAAUGGGUGUUAGUGGAGCUGGGAAGACAACUUUGAUGGAUGUUUUAGCUGGAAGAAAGACAGGGGGUUAUAUUGAAGGCGAUAUCAGAAUUUCUGGUUUCCCUAAAAAACAAGAAACGUUUGCUAGAGUUUCCGGUUAUUGUGAACAAACCGAUAUCCAUUCUCCUCAAGUUACAAUCAAGGAGUCUUUGAUAUACUCAGCUUUCCUCAGGCUCCCUAAAGAAGUCUCUAAGGAAGAAAAACUCGUUUUUGUCGACGAGGUGAUGGAAUUAGUAGAACUAGACAGCCUUAAGGAUGCAAUAGUAGGAUUACCAGGAAUAACAGGAUUAUCAACGGAACAAAGGAAGCGGUUGACAAUUGCAGUAGAGCUUGUGGCUAACCCUUCAAUCAUCUUCAUGGACGAGCCAACUUCUGGUCUCGAUGCAAGGGCUGCUGCCAUUGUUAUGAGGACAGUAAGAAAUACUGUGGAUACUGGAAGAACUGUUGUUUGCACAAUUCAUCAACCUAGUAUUGAUAUCUUUGAAGCUUUUGAUGAGCUUCUUUUAAUGAAAAGAGGAGGACAAGUUAUCUACUCGGGGCCGUUAGGUCGAAACUCGCACAAAAUCGUUGAGUAUUUCGAGACAAUUCCCGGUGUCCACAAAAUCCAAGAGAAGUACAACCCUGCAACAUGGAUGCUAGAGGUGAGCUCGAUUGCAGCUGAAGUGAGACUAGACAUGGACUUUGCCGAGUAUUACAAGUCGUCUUCACUUCACCAAAGAAAUAAGGCACUAGUAAAGGAGCUAAGUAUACCACCACCAGGGGCAAAAGACUUGUAUUUUACUACACAGUUUGCUCAAUCAAUGUGGGGGCAAUUCAAAUCAUGUCUUUGGAAACAAUGGAUGACUUAUUGGAGAAGUCCUAGUUAUAAUCUUGUUAGAUACUUCUUCACUUUGGCUGCUGCUCUUAUUGUUGGAGCUAUCUUUUGGAAAGUCGGAACUAAACUGGACAAUGCGAAUAAUCUAACCAUAGUGAUCGGAGCCAUGUAUGCUGCUGUACUCUUUGUUGGAAUCUGUAACUGUGGAACAGUUCAGCCAGUGGUAGCUGUUGAAAGAACAGUGUUCUAUAGAGAAAGAGCUGCAGGAAUGUAUUCUGCACUACCAUACGCCAUUUCACAGGUUGUUGUUGAAAUACCUUACAUAUUUGUUCAAGCAGCAUAUUAUUCAGUGAUAGUGUAUGCUAUGGUGAGCUUCCAAUGGGCUGCAGGAAAGUUCUUAUGGUUCUUCUUUAUAACAUUUUUCUCCUUCCUUUACUUCACCUAUUAUGGUAUGAUGACCGUCUCCCUUACGCCGAAUCACCAAGUUGCUUCCGUUUUUGCUGCUGCGUUCUACGCUCUCUUCAACCUCUUCUCAGGGUUCUUCAUCCCUCGACCGAGAAUCCCAAAAUGGUGGGUAUGGUACUACUGGAUCUGCCCCGUCGCGUGGACAGUUUAUGGGUUGAUAGUGUCGCAAUAUGGUGAUCUAACACAAACGAUCCAAGGCACGGGGAUGAUACCCGAUCCCAUGAUUAAGGAAUACAUACAAAUUCAUUUUGGGUAUGAGCCUAAUUUUAUGGCUCCGGUAGCCGUUGUUUUAAUCGGUUUCACGGUGUUCUUCGCCUUCAUGUAUGCAUACUGCAUUAAGACACUCAACUUCCAGAUGAGGUAGAGAGAGUUUAGAGUAGUGAGUAAUUGUAUAAAACAAGAAAAAGAAAGCCAAGUUAUUGUCAUUUUGUUAGCCUUUUUAUAUACAAUCUUGAAGAGAAAGUUGUAAAUAUGAGAAUCAUGUGAGAUUAAUUUAAUUAGCUUAGUAGAUAACUAUUUUAUGUAUUUGGGAAAUAUUGAAAUAUAUAAGUAUGUAUAUGUUUCCCAAUAGUAUGAUUUGGUAAUUUGGAAUUGUAUAUUGAUUUAUAAUA